AUGUCCGAAAAUACUGAGCUGAGCGAUGCGGACAAGAUCCGUUUGAAGCGACUGGCAAGGCUUGGAACAUCAACGCCGACUCAGCAAGAUGGGCAAACGAGUGGUCAAGCAUCCCCUUCACCUGCUGCUACCCCACCUACCACGCAUACGCCCGCGUCUGCUGGGUCACGACUACUAUCCACACCUCAACCAACUCCUUCAGCAUCCUCUUCUCCUGCGGCUUCUUCGAGCAAGCCAAUACAGAUUGCGUCCUCUUCCAAGCCUGCAGCAGAAAGAAACAGCACCAAAACACCGACUCUCGCUCUUGGCAAGCGCCCCACUUCAUCAACACCCACCAGCGAGUCUGUAGGGCCCAGAGUGGUACCUUCAAAAGCAUCGAGUCACCUUGCCAGGAUAGAUUACAAACAGUGGGAAACCAAGAAAGUUGGAGAGGUGUUUUCCGUCACAUUGAGCAAACAGAAAGCUAUUGAGAGUGACUGGAGAUUAUGCUGGCUGAAAGGGUUGGAAGAGGAGUUGAUCGAAGAAAGUGAAACUAUCUUUGAGUAUUUGACAGGAUGCUGGAAACGACUGUACGGAGCCAAUCGGGAGUCUAACAAAAACACGACCUGGACAGCGGCUUUUGAGAAGCUCAAGGCUUUGGUAAUUUCGUAUUGCGGUAUGACAUUGGAGGAUCCAACUAUGUUCCCUCAGCCGAAAGACAAACCUGUCGGACCUGCCGAAUUUCUACCGCUUCUUCUUGCCAUUGACGUACCAUCGAGUACAAAUGGCGAUCAGUACACAUCAUCGGCUCAGUCAUCUGCUCCACCUAAGCCUGGCGCUCUAUCCGGUGCAGACUUGCUCCCAUUCCUCAACGACCUGGCCAUUGGCUUCCCUAGCGAUACUAUGGCCGAUGUGAUCACCCCUACCCUAAGUUUGUUUUUCCAAGAAUGGUAUAAGAUCACUCCAACACCGGAUAUCAUGGGUGCGGAUUGGAGAAGGUACCUAGGCGCUGUAGCGUUGCUGGUCCAAGUCAAAUCCAUUGCUGCUUUGUCUCUUUUGGGCCCACUUACCAGAUUAAAUGUGUUUCCACGAGAAUUCCCUGAGAUCUGGAAGACCUACUUCUCGAAUCCUACCGAGCGAAAGAAAGAAGAUAUUGAGGCCAAUAAGAGCAAUCUACGAUAUACCCUAGGCGGUCUGCAUGGAUCACUUUUCAACAUAUACAAUGCGAUCGUUCGUGCUUCCCCGGAGUCAAGGGAGGGAAUACUCGACUUCUUCGCUUUGACUAUCAAAUUGAACGAGAAGCGAGCAGGAAUGAGGAUUGAUAAGGUCGAUCCUGCUUAUUACAAAACGUCGAAAAGGGUGGAUAUAACAGAGGAAACCAAGAUAAGAGGAACUAAAGAGGAAGCAGAUGAAUAUUUUGGUGGUUCAAUGGAGGGUGAGUUGGUCGCUCAUACAGUUCAGGCUGACCAAUCAGUCGAUACAAAACCAAACUUCAUCUCCGACUUAUUCUUCCUCACGAAUGCUUUCGUACAUCUGGGCAUUGUCAAGACUAUUGGAACGCGAAGCAGGGCUGAGAAGAACAUGUCAGAGAUUGAGAAGGAGUUGAAGCGGGCUGAAGCUCAGAGGUCGUCUUGGGCUGGAAACCCGGCAAUGGAGACACAGGGGGAGGCCGCACUCAAGAAGCUGAAAGUGAGUACAUGGGUCAACGACGUAGCUGACAGUUAG
This is a messenger RNA of Kwoniella mangroviensis CBS 8507, 1704 nucleotides long. RefSeq lists its product as uncharacterized. Gene Ontology annotation, cellular component: nucleus; cytoplasm; ubiquitin ligase complex. Gene Ontology annotation, molecular function: ubiquitin-ubiquitin ligase activity. NCBI's taxonomy places the organism in Eukaryota, Fungi, Basidiomycota, Tremellomycetes, Tremellales, Cryptococcaceae. Gene Ontology annotation, biological process: protein polyubiquitination. The transcript is spliced from 11 exons. The coding region runs from base 1 to 1704 and encodes 567 amino acids. The record is from RefSeq and is a predicted model, not a curated record.